This is a messenger RNA of Dunckerocampus dactyliophorus (ringed pipefish), 942 nucleotides long. Its product is annotated as midkine-B-like. Gene Ontology annotation, molecular function: growth factor activity. Lineage: Eukaryota; Metazoa; Chordata; Actinopteri; Syngnathiformes; Syngnathidae. The record is from RefSeq and is a predicted model, not a curated record. Bases 93 to 527 code for a protein of 144 amino acids. The transcript has 5 exons.
GGGGGGUUAGUGGCUGAUGCUCACAGAGAGAAAGUACGCGGAGAGAAAGUUUACAUCCUCGACUACCACUCAAGUCCAAACUGCUCCACAAGAUGAAGGCUACGCUGCUGCUGCUCCUAGUCACUCUCAUCACAAUAAAAAUGGUAGCUGGAGGGAAAAACAACAAAGAGAAAAUCAAACCUUCCCAUUCCGGGUCAGACUGCACUGACUGGCGCUAUGGAAACUGUGUCCCUAGCAACGGCGACUGCGGCACCGGAUUUAGGGAGGGGUCAUGUGACCAGCAGACAAAGAGAAUGAAAUGCAAAGUACCCUGCAACUGGAAAAAAAACUUUGGAGCUGACUGUAAGUAUCGGUUCGGAAGUUGGAGCGAGUGUGACCCAAGCGCUGGUAUCCAGACCAGAAACGGGACACUGAAGAAGGCGCUGUACAAUGCUGAAUGCCAACAGACUAUUUCUGUCUCCAAACCCUGCCUUGGCAAAACAAAGACAAAAAGCAAAGGAAAGAAGAAAAAAGGCAACAGACAGUAGAUACAAGAGAAGACAUGGAACAGGGGAUCUUUUGAAAUGAAAUGACCAAUUCAUCUCUGACAUUUGGACAGUAGGGCUGACAUUGAUAGAAUUAAACUAGAUGUGAUUUCAGAAUUCCUCAGACGAUGACUUGUAGCAAAAUACCCACUGUAAAUCUCUCAGAGACAAUCUGAUGUUGUCAAUUUGAUGAUCUUCAAGAAGUGUUUUGGAUCAACCUGCUCUUUACUCAUGCAUAGAGGUUAGUAAUUAGCAUUAUUAUGUCAACUGUCAUCAGGUAUUAUGUGAUAACAGCAAUUAGCAAUAGCCGAUGAGAAGUACAAGAUGUAUAAUACUCCUAAUAAAAUGAUGCUGGGGAUUUUUAAAACAACUGAUACUACUAAAAGACAUCUAAUAAAUAAGAUCAUGUCCCAACAAA